AGUCUGGGCAAAAUAACUUAGCCAAAGGAUGCUUCAAGGAACAGAGGCAAGUCCCUGGGUGGAAGAGGCAGUGGACCAACAGGGCUGUCCGAGAGAAUAACAUCAAUGUAAACAUCCACCUGCUAUCUGGCCAUAGGAAUAGGACUAUUAAGGUAACUCAUUUAUUGUUUGAAAAAUGCAUAUACCCCAAUUGAAAUAUGUUUCCAAGGUGGCUCAUGUGAGGUAGGGGCGAGGUCAUUGUUAAGCUCUUAUUGAAUAUAUGGCAGGGUUAGCUGCUUUGUAGGCCCAGAACAAGAGGCUGUUUACCGAAGAACAAGUUAACAAACAAAUCCAUAGGAAAAGGAAAGUAACUACCAGAGCAAGCUGAAAGGGUAGAGACUUGGCUCCAACUCAUAGUAAAGGGGGACAAUGUUUAGGUUUAUCACUUCCCAUUACUACAAUAAUCUGUUGCACAGAAUAGGUUCUUUAAAAGCUGCCUUAUACUCAUCUAGCCAGAGCCGGCCCUACCAUUAGGCUGCCUCAGGCAGCUGGUUUUACGGUUCACAAAAGGGCAGCACAUUGUUAGUGGAAGAAGCACUUGUAGGAUUUUCUGCCUUGGGUGCAAACUUAACUUGAAUGGCUUUGGACACUGUGCACCUUGAAUUGGCGUUGUGUGUGUGAUUUGUUGCUUCCCUUCAGAUGCAGCCCUUAUCCUGCAUCUACCUCAGGGUUGUCUACACUGACCAGUAGCAACUCCCCAGAGUUUCAGGAAGGGGGAUUUCAUGCAAAUCAGGUGCAUUUCAUGCAAAUCAGAUUUCAUGCAAAUCAGGUGCAUGCAAAUCAGGUACAUUACCACCUGGGUGCAGUGACACAGGAAACAGGUGUGACGUCGUCGUAUCCUUAAAAUAGUCACACCUAGUAUUUUCCACAAUAAGGCAGAGGUUUACUCUGACAGUAUAAUUUGCAAGGAGAGAGAGAGAUUUAAAGUUGUCUGGAAUGUAUACUUUCUGCCUUGGAAACCUUGCCCUCCAGUCCUAAAUGUGUGUGCCUGCUGAUGGAUGUUGGGUGAUGGAAGAGAACUCUGCACAUGCUCAGAGGUGUUUUUCUUCUGACAAGUUUUAAAGCAUUUCUCGGGCGCAGGGAAAUAAUAUGUUUCCUGUGAACUCAUUUCACCUGCAGUCAAUCAGCUUGCUCUCUUCAUUGCUCCAACUGUCCGACGACUUUAUUUCAUUUUUUAUAAUUUGGUUGCUGUGCAGUUAUUGUUGCUUUAAUGUUCUCUUUUAUUACCUUUGCUUGUUUAGCCUGGUAUUUAAUUUAUGAGAAGCUCCACUCUCAGAUCAGCAACCAGAUGACGCAGGUGAUAAAAAAACUGCUUGUAAAAAAAGAAAGUCAGUCAGUCAUCCUGCAGAACCCAUGGCUGCGAAAACUGUCUCUCUAAUUGUAUUUCAGAUAUCCCUAAGUUUUUAUUUGUCCCCUUCCAGGCAAGGAAAGUAUGCCCAUUGUUAAGUAUCCCAGGACAGUUGACCCUCUUUGGUAUGAAUGGGAUAGGAAGGCCCAGAAAUGUGGAUUAAGGCACACCGUUUACGCGGUCAAUGGCGAUCGGUACACUGGCGAAUGGCUGGACAACCUAAAACACGGUAAGGACAAUCUGGAGCAAGAAUAGUAGAAUAUGUUGCAGGAUAUUCCAGGCAAAAAAACAGCAGCCUGGAGAGGCCCAGCGAUUCCCUCAAAUAAAAAAGUCUACAGUUUGUCUGAGACUGCAUGCAAGAGGACUUAAUUAGUAGCCACACAAACUAUUUCAGGAGGCUGCAAGGGCAGCUGGGAGAAAAACACAAGGCUGUUCCUUCAUAUUUUGCAAAUGUAAAAACCAGCCUCAGGUUGGAUCCCUCUCCAAUGCAUGUUGAGGCAAGCAGGUCCCUUGUGAGCAGGGGCAGAGGAAGGGGGGUGCGGUGUGGGUGGGUCGCCCCGGGUGUCACCACUGAGGAGGUGACAAAAUGCUGGGCGGCACUUACUGUGGGGCCUUGCAGCGCGCCCGAGCCAUGCGACUCUCCUGGGAGUGACGCAGUGGCUUGGGCGCCCGCAGGCUCUGCGCUAACCCCAAACGGUCCGCCUAAUGCCUCCCCCCUCAGCUGUAGGGCGGUUGAGUGGGAGGAGGCAGGCAGACUCCUUGGAGGCCCCGCGGAGCAUCCUGCCCCGCUGGCCCCCCUGCGGGCGGCUGGCCUCGCCCCUUUGCGCAGGGCACAGGUGCCUCCCCAGGUGCCUGAACAGCUUGUUCCGCUGCUGCUUGGGAGAAGACAUGUAAAGAGAUCCACCUUUAAAUGAGUAAAGCCAGAGCAUGAAAACAACCCCCCUCACUUGCAAUCUGCUAUUCACAACAGGUAAAUUGCUUCUGAAAAGGAGGAUGUGAUUAACUGCCAUGGCUAAUAAUAAUAAUAAUAAUAAUAAUAAUAAUAAUUUAUUAUUUAUACCCCGGCCUUCUGGCUGGGCUUCCCCAGUCACUCUGGGCAGCGUCCAACAAAAUUCAGUGGUACCUCGGGUUACAUACGCUUCAGGUUACAGACUCCGCUAACCCAGAAAUAGUACCUCAGGUUAAGAACUUUGCUUCAGGAUGAGAACAGAAAUCGUGCUCCGGCGGCGUGGUGGCAGCAGGAGGCCCCAUUAGCUAAAGUGGUGCUUCAGGUUAAGAACAGUUUCAGGUUAAGAACGGACCUCCGGAACAAAUUAAGUACUUAACCCGAGGUUCCACUGUAUUAAAAUACAGUAAUGCAUCAAACAUUAAAAGCUUCCCUAGCUGCUAAUAGACCUAGCAGGGAGUCAUUGGCCUUUUUAGCUCCGAGCAAGUGCUGCGGGUGCCGUCCCCGCAAGCAACUUCUCUUCCCUCUCACUUGCCUCACUCCCCUUUCCUGACUGAGAGCCACACACACCUUGUGCACACACACCUUGCUUUCCCAAGGGAUAGAUAUAGACAGAUCAGUAGAAUUGAUCUGACCCCUGAAGAGCACAUAGAACUGAAAGAGGAAGUGUGGAAGAGAGACGCUCUUCCAACUUCCUCCUUCAGCACUAGGUAACUUUUCAAGAGAGAGAAAGGUACCGUCAACCACCUUGAGGCCAAGGGGGCAGUAAGAUAGGCUCAAAAGCUUAGCAGGUGUCAGGGCAGCGGCUCUCAUUUUUCCCCCUCUGGACCACACUUUCAGAAUAAAAAUUUACUCGUGCCACACCAAUCUUUUUAUUGAUAAGAUAUACCAUGGAAAACAAAAAGAAACAACUCCUAGCAGUGCUAGGAGUGCACAGAGCACAACUGCAUUAUAAAAUGAUCACGAGACACCCAGAAAGUAUAAAACAUGAAUCAUUCCCAAAAUAGAAUUAUAAACGAGCCUCUUAUAUACAUACCUUAAAUAUGUACACAAACUCAAUGAGAGGUGUAAGCUUGCCGUAUCACUUGAUGAUCUCACUCCUGUUUUGAAAAGAUAUCUGUCCAUAUUCUGCAAAUAAAUAAAAUAACAAGUUGAUACUGUACUAUGCGACACUGAAAUUCUUGAAUGUUCAUUUGCUUGUCCUGGAAUCUUCCAGCCACACUUGCCACCCUCUCCGGCUGCCACACCAGUGCUGUGCAUUGCGCCCCUUGAGAACCACGGGGUCAGGGGAAGAAGACCUCAAGGGCGCCAUCACACGCCUGGGACACUGCACUGGUGACCCCUUUCCUAUGUCCAGGGCGGUGCCUUUGUAAAUCAUUUUUCUUUUUCUUUUUACAAUCAAGCGGUAUAUAAAUUUUAUGAAAUGAAUGAAUGAAUGAAUAAAUAAAUAAAUAUCAUGCAGCGAUGUUGAGGACAACCUCCUCUGUAGGUGGGUGAUUUGGGCUCACAGCAGUCUUCCAUGGAUUUGCUUCAUGCACUUUUCUCAAAACUAGAUAACUAUUCAUUUAUCUACUGUAGUUUGGAAACGAUUGGCUCAAGUAAAUUAAAACCAUAAUGUACGGGCAGUUUUAUUGGUCACGAGAGAAAGUCUGUGCUACCAGUUCCUGCCUUUUGUCCCCAUGGCCAGGCAAGGGCACGCAGACAUGGAAGAGGACAGGGGCCAUCUACAGCGGAGACUGGAAAUUUGGAAAACGGGAUGGAUAUGGGACAUACAGCCUCCCUGAUCCCAUCACAAAAGACUACAAGAAAGUGUACUCGGGUUGGUGGAAGAAUGACAAAAUGUGGGUAAGUCGUGCUCUUUUGCAAUGAUGUAUGCGAAUGUAUGCCUUUAAAAGUGAGCCAAGGGCCAGAAUCUGAUCAGCAUUAAUAUCAGAAAUAGGGGGUGGGGGGGAAUUGCCAAAGCUCUGAGCUGCUGCAUUCUUCUGCCUGUUACAAUAGACUCCUGCUGAAAUUCACUAAGUGCCUUGUUCCUUUUUCUGAGGUGAAAAUUUAAAGCUCUGUUGCCUCCCCCCUUCAAAUGGUGUGUGCGCACUGCGUCAUGUGAUGGAUUAUGUGGGGCACGGCUUAACAACCUCCCCCAAUAUUUCAUUUAAGUUGGCACACCCGCUUUUAAUUCCAGGAGCCUCAUGGCUUCCUUAAUUCUGUUCCCGUCUCUGAGUGUCAGGAAGAGGGCAGGCCAUGAGGGGAGUGAACACAGCCAGGUACCUCUGUAUACUUUGUCCUCACACUUUGGGAGGUGGUGUGGAUUCAGCCCAGAAAGUAGGGGUGGAGGAGAAAUUCAUAGAAUCAUAGAUGGAAGGCACCCCAAGUUCAUCUAGUCCAGCCCUCAGCAAUGCUGGAAUCUCAACUAAAGCAUCCUUGGCAGACGACCAUCCAACCUCUGCUGGAAAACCUCCCAGGAAAGAGAGUCCAACACCUUCUGAGGGAGCCUACUUCGCUGCUGAAUGGCUCUUACCAUCGGAAAGUUUUUUUUUUUUUUUUAAUGAUAUUUAUUCCAAAUUUAAAGUUACAAAAAAGAAAAAGAAAAACCAUACAAAAUACAAAGAAAACUUUAGCCAUAACAAAGCGAAAAAUGAACAAGUAAAAAAGAACAAUAAGAUAGAAUAAAAAAGACUUAACAAAAAAUAUAAAAAUACAUUAAGUUGAAAUAAAACAAAAACAGAUUAAACCUUUACAUAGCCUUUUCCCUUUACUUAUUUCCAUGACCUCCUCUCACCUCCCAAUUUUGUAUUCUAGUUCAGAUCGUGUUUCCAGCAAAUCCUUCUAACCUUAUUUUCAUUUACGUAUUUUAAAAUUAAAAUAAUGUAAUUAAACCUCCUCUAUUUCAUCAAUUUCAUCAACUCAUUUUUGCUUAGUCCAUUAUAUCAUAUCUACCAGAACGACCUAAUAUUCUUUUUCCAACCUCUUUCUAACAUUCUUUUAUAUUGCAGUAUUUUUGAAGGUAUAUUUUGAAUUUUUUCCAAUCUUCUUCCAUCGACCCUUCUCCCUGGUCUCGAAUUCUGCCGGUCAUCUCAGCCAGUUCCAUGUAGUCCAUCACUUUCAUCUGCCAUUCUUCUCGGGUGGGCAAUUCUUGUGUCUUCCAGUACUUCCCGAUGAGUAUUCUUGCUGCUGUUGUAGCAUACAUAAAGAAAGUUCUAUCCUCCCUUCGCACCAAUUGGCCGACCAUGCCCAGAAGAAAGGCCUCUGGUUUCUUCAGAAAGGUAUAUUUAAAUACCUUUUUCAAUUCAUUAUAUAUCAUUUCCCAGAAAGCCUUAAUCCUUGGGCAUGUCCACCAAAGGUGAAAAAAUGUACCCUCAGUCUCUUUACAUUUCCAACAUUUACUAUCUGGCAAAUGAUAGAUUUUUGCUAGCUUGACUGGGGUUAAGUACCACCUGUAAAUCAUUUUCAUUAUAUUUUCUCUUAAGGCAUUACAAGCCGUAAAUUUCAUACCUGUGGUCCAUAACUGUUCCCAGUCAGCAAACAUAAUGUUAUGUCCAAAAUUUUGUGCCCAUUUAAUCAUAACAGAUUAACCGCUUCAUCCUGAGUAUUCCAUUUCAACAGCAAGUUAUACAUUCUUGAUAAAUUCUUAGUUUUAGGAUCUAACAAUUCUGUUUCCAAUUUCGAUUUUUCCUCCUGGAAACCAAUCUUCUUAUCUAAAUUAUAAGCCUCCCUUAUUUGAUAAUAAUGAAGCCAGUCUCGAACUUUAGUUUUUAAUUUGUCAAAGCUCUGCAGCUUUAAUCUAUCUCCAUCUUGUUCUAAAAUUUCACAGUAUUUUGGCCAAUUUGUCUCCAUAUUAGUUUUUUUCAGAGCCUUAGCCUCCAUUGGUGACAGCCACCUUGGUGUUUUACUUUCCAACAAAUCCUUAUAUCUCACCCAGACAUUAAACAAUGCUUUCCUGACAAUAUGGUUCUUAAAGGCCUUAUGUGCUUUAACCUUGUCAUACCAUAAGUAUGCAUGCCAUCCAAAGACAUUGUUAAAACCUUCUAAAUCCAAAAUGUCCGUGUUUUCAAGAAGCAGCCAAUCUUUCAGCCAGCAAAAUGCGGCUGAUUCAUAAUAAAGUUUAAGAUCUGGCAGGGCAAAUCCACCUCUUUCUUUAGCAUCAGUUAAAAUCUUAAAUUUUAUUCUUGGCUUCUUGCCCUGCCAGACAAAUCUCGAAAUAUCUCUCUGCCAUUUCUUGAAACAGUCCAUCUUGUCCAAAAUCUGCAAUGUUUGAAACAAAAACAACAUCCUAGGCAAUACAUUCAUCUUUAUCACAGCAAUUCGGCCCAACAAUGAUAACUUCAAUUUUGACCAUAUUUCCAAAUCCUUUUUCACUUCCAUCCAACAUUUUUCAUAAUUAUCUUUAAAUAAAUUCACAUUUUUAGCAGUCAUAUGAACCCCUAGAUAUUUCACUUUCUUAACCAAUAUUAAUCCUGUCUCCUUCUGAAACCUCUGUUUCUCAAUCUCUGUAAGAUUUUUCUCUAACACCUUGGUUUUCACCUUAUUCAACUUAAAUCCUGCUGCUUGACCAAAUUCUUGAAUUAAUUGCAAUACUCUUUUGGUACUGGAUUCUGGCUCCUGUAAUGUCAAAACCAAAUCAUCAGCAAAAGCUUUCAAUUUAUACUGUUUGGCUCCGAGUUGUAUACCUUUAACCAAUUGGUCUUUCCUGAUCAUAUUAAGCAGAACCUCCAGGACCGAUAUAAAAAGCAAUGGGGAGAUUGGGCAACCCUGUCUUGUUCCUUUCUCAAUCUUAAACUCUUCUGUAACUACGUUGUUUACAAUCAACUUAGCUUUUUGUUCUGAGUAAAUUGCACCUAUACUGUUUUCAAAGCCUUGGCCUACCCCCAUUCCCUGUAAAUUUUUCUUCAUAAAACUCCAAUAAAUAUUAUCAAAGGCUUUCUCCGCAUCCACAAAUAUUAGAACUGCUUUAGUGUUAAUAUUAACUUGUAAUUUUUCUAAAAUGUUAAUUAUAUUCCUCGUGUUAUCUGACAAAUGCCUCCCCGGGAGAAAGCCCGCUUGGUCCUUAUGGAUUUCUUUCGCCAAUACCUUUUUUAAUCUUUUAGCCAUAAUUUCUGCAAAAAUUUUGUAAUCCACAUUAAGUAGAGAUAUGGGACGAUAGUUCUUAAGCUGUGUCUUUUCCGCUUCUGUUUUCAGUAUAACUGUAAUAUAAGCUUCUUUCCACGACUCGGGUGCCUUCCCUCCCCCCCUAAUAUUUCAUUGCAAACUUCUUUCAAAGGCUGCAUUAACCAUUCUUUCAAAGAUUUAUAAUACUUUGCAGUCAGACCAUCUGGCCCUGGAGAUUUGCCCAAUUUCAUGUUCUGAAUGGCUCCUUCCACCUCUUGGUCAGUUAUUAUACAGUUUAGCAUUGAUUUACUCUCUUGAGAGAUUUUUUGUAAUCCAUUUGUUCUCAAAAACCGAUCAAUGUCUAUUUCUUUCUGAGUCUCCUGCGUAUAUAACUGUUUAAAGUACUUCUGAAAACACUUUCUAAUCUCCGCAGGGUUCUGUAUGCUCUUUCCUUCUACUACCAAGUUCGUAAUAGUAUUAAGCUUUUGUCUUUUUUUCAUUUGCCAUGCCAGCAGUUUCCCACACUUGUUCGCUGAUUCAAAUGUCUUUUAUCUCAUCUGUUUGAUCUUCCAUUCUAUUUCCUGAUUUGUCAGUUUCAUAUAUUGUACUUGAUAUAACUUUAUCUCUUUUAGAAUCUCCUGUGAAUUCGGUUUUAUCCUCAGUCUCUUUUCUCCAUCCUUUAUUUUCUCCAAGAUUUUUUCCCUCUUCUCAUUUUGGACUCUUUUCCUAAUUGCAUUUUGUUGUAUCAGGAACCCUCUCAUAACUGCUUUACUUGCAUCCCAAAUCACUCUUUUUUCGGUCGUAGUGUUCAUGUUUAUCUCAAAAUAGUCUCUCAAGUUUUUCUGGGCCUUUUUGAUAAUUUCCUCGUUCCUAAGCAGGGAGUCAUUCAUCCUUACCAUCAGAAAGUUCUUCCUGGUGUUUAGUCAGAAUCUCCUUUCAUGUAACUUGAAGCCUUUGGUUUCGGUCCUAGCCUCUGGAACAGGGCAGCCAUUUAGAUAUAAUAAUAAUAAUUUUUUUAUUUAUAUCCCGCCCUCCCCAGCCAAAGCCAGGCUCAGGGCGGCCAACAACAAUAAAAUAAUACAACAUUUUAUGUGAAGAAGGCCAUCCUAUCUCCUCUCAACCUCCUCUUUUCCAGGCUAAACAGACCCAGCUCCUUCAUCCGCUCCUCAUGAGACUUGAUUUCCAGACCCCUGAUCACCCUCCUCUGCAUAUGUUCCAUCUUGUCAAUAUCCUCCUUCAAUUGUGGUGCUCAGAAAUUCAAACCAUUUCGGAUUUAAAGGUGAACCCAGCUAGCUUGCACUUUCCAAAACAAUUUGUUGAACCGCAACCCAGGCAUCCUUCAAAAUCUGCACUUCCCCUAAGGUUGCAGUGCAGUUCUCCAGCCCACUAGUGUCCACAAACACACAUAUACCGUAUUUUUUGCUCUAUAAGAUGCACCAGACCACAAGACGCACCUAGUUUUUAGAGGAGGAAAACAAGAAAAAAAAUAUUCUGAAUCUCAGAAGCCAGCGAUCCCUCUUGCUGUUCUGGCUUCUGGGAUAACUGCGCAGCCUGCAUUCGCUCCAUAAGACGCACACACAUUUCCCCUUACUUUUUAGGAGGGAAAAAGUGAGUCUUAUAGAGCAAAAAAUACGGUACUUGUGUGCGUAAAGAUGUGUCUAUUGGUGAAGACAGCAUUAUAGCAAGGGAAAAAAAUAUCUGUUAGGCAAACUUGCAUACAAAAAGGUGAGUUUUAUGAGGACAUUAAAAAAACAACAACCACAAAGUUGGCAUGGAGAAAUGAGAAGCUGAGAUUGACAAAAAUUGACAGAUUUGUCCUGCUUCCAGAAGUGGGGCGGGGAGCAAAUCAAAUGGGCAUCAGCAACAAGUAUUGACUUUUUAAAGAAAGUUAAACAUUUUAAAGAGAAAGCUUGCUGUUGUGAUCAUCCACAUGAAUAUCUUUUGAUUUUAGGGAUACGGAAUAAAAUUUUACUCAGAUAUGGAGUAUUACGAAGGGGAAUGGGCCGUUGGGAAGAGAAGCGGCUGGGGCCGGAUGUACUACAAGGACGGCUCCAUCUAUGAAGGCCAGUGGUCUGAGGACAAGCCAAGCGGGCAAGGCAUGUUCCGCUUGAGUAAGUACCGCCCUGCUGCGUCCAUGAUGCUUGAGAGGUCUGGUCCUCUAUGCCUUUGGGCAGUGGUUAGAACGGGCCCCAGCCCUUCCCACCCCCCAGAACAGAACUUGGGGCACGUUAAGGCUGGCCAGAUGGUGCCACCGCCGACAUUCUCAGCUCUCUUUGCUCAGAUAGACUGCUGGUGCCGCUGCUGCUCAAAAGGUGGCCUGCGCAAUGACAACAACACAACGGCUUGUUGCUGUCUGUGCCACAUAUCUCCAUUCACCCUGCCUCAGCUCACACCAGUAGUCUUUUGAAGACUUAAUGGGUUUUAGUGGUUUCAUGAACAGGGCCCCUGCGCACAGAAGCAAAAAUCACGUAAGUUGGGAGCACCCUGGAGGAUGUGCAGAAAAGUGGGGGCGAUGGCUGUGCUACCCCGCACAUCGGUGUAAAAAACAACAACACCCCUGCUGAGCCCCCACUCUCUUUGGGGCUUCCUCCACCCUCACUGAUACCCUCUUCAGGCUCUGGGGAAAUUUAUGUUUAAGUUUCCUGUCCCCACGUGUAUAUGCAGUCACAUGUGUGUCGAUCAAACGUCAGUGGGAGACACCCGUAAAACCCAAACUCUCCUUGCCAUGCCAUUCUGGCUAAGGCUCUGGGGGCCACACUACCCCCCUUCUGGGUGGCAUCCUGAGGGUCACAGGGCAAAGUGGGCGGAGCGGCAAAUGUAAGUUUUUGCCUUUGCACAGUAGGCCAGUUUCUCCAACUGCUCUUCCGUCCAGGGAGGCCGGAGUUCAUGGAUGUAUUCCAGCCAGGCAAAAAUGUUUGGGGCCAGUGAGGGAGCAAGGCCUGGGGAGAAUCCCAAGGGCAAGAGAUCAAGGCCUGGAGAGGCGCAUUGGUCUCCUGGGCCAGAGGCUGCAAGCCCUGCGCUACCACCUUGAAAGCAUGCCGUGCUUGGCUGAGCCAAUGUGGUGUUGGGGUUAGCAGGCUGGACUAAUUAGAGCCAUCAAGACCUGGGGUCAAAUCCCACUAAGUCAUAACAAAGGUAGCUUGGGACCUCUGGGUCGAUUGCUCCUUCUCAUCUUAACCCCAUCUCUCAGGGUUGUUGUGCAGGUAGAAUGUGGGACAGACCCAUAUAUGCUUUACUGACCUCCUGAGAGGAAAGGGAGGAUUAAAAUGUCCUUAAAAAUUAUUAUUGUGCCAUGCUGAGCAAUCACAUAAUUUACCGCUGUUUUAAUAGCUGGCGGUAUGUUUACACGAACUGUUAAAGCAACAGUUUGGUAGUCCUGCCCAGGUUAUGCUGAGGGCAGGUACACUUAAUUACACGGCUGUCCAGGAUCUGUUUGUAUCUAACUUCCAGCAUCAGGAAAUUGGUGAGAUUUAGAGUCUUGGUGGUUAUCUAGAAAUGUCUUUAGUUUCUAAAAGGACAGGUAAUAACUGUGCCUUGACAGAUUUCCAGAGGAUUCAGAAUUGAUAUCACUUUACCUGAAACACUUCCUCAGCAGAGGUGCAAAUUCACUUUGCAUGUGCUCAGAGGUGCUCUUGUUAUAAUAUCACCUAUUCCAAUACUGAGGCAAGGCAUUGAAAAGAAGAUUAUGGGGUUAAAAUUAAUACCUGCUGGGAUGUUCUGGGUGUUACGAAUAUGAUGGAUUUUAAAUCACCACUGCCACCACCACAAAUAAUUGGUCCUCCAGAGACAUUGCCCAAUUGAUCAUGAACUGGCUGGAUUUUUCCUAAGGGUAAAAUUAGCUAAUUAAUAGAUUAUUAUUUUCCUGCACCUGCGGGUUUAAUAUAGUCAGCUCUGUAACUGGAAAUUUUGCAAGGCAGGGGGUAAAUGCGCCUUCUGUUAGGUUCGCGAUGGACAACCAUCCAAGAUCAAAUAGCUGGUAUUGGCUGCUUGCCCAGAAAGGGUAAACUGAAACGUAGGAUUCGUGCAGUUUUGCUGGCUCCUCCCUUUCUUGCAAAAGGAUUUAAGAGAGUUAACCACAGCAUCCAAACAGUGAAGGGCACAGCUUGGUGGGGCCCUUGCGACGGACAUGUACUGCCCCAUUGAUGGAAUUCCUUCCCCAGAUAAAUUUGCCUGGCACCCACAUGAAUAUAUUUCCGGUACCAGGCAAAUGCUUUUCUUUCUCCACCCUUAAUGUUUUCAUAAACUGUCUUGGAAGCAUCACCAAAGAGCAGUAUAUGAAUCCUUCCGAAUAAGCAAAGAGGGAGGGAGCUCCUGCUCUCCAGUCUGUUCUCAGAACUGCCCCAUCCAGAAUUCCACCAUACCUAGGAGCUUGUGAGCAAAAGGGCUUCUCUGCAGUCCGAGUUGCCUCCUGACCAUUGAGUCAGAAGCAGGUUCUGUUCUGUCCAUUUCAGCGGGGUAUUUACUUCCAAGAAAAAAGCACACCAAGAACUCAGGCCGACAGGGCCCUGUUUCGAUGUAUUCACCUUCAUCAGCUAAUUUUUAAAGGAUUGUGUAAGUUUGAAGACUUUUGGAUGAAUAUAUCCUGUUAUUUUCCACGUUUCUCAGGGAUAACAACUACGUGUGGGUAGAUCAACGUGUAUCUUGAGCUUUUCUGUGCGUUUUCAAUUUGGAAGCCAGGCACGAAGUGCUUCAGGGGCAAAGUCUACAGCCACAAUGACCUGCCCCAGUGGGGGGGGGGGGGACUAGACCAUGAUAGAACCAUUUGCGUGUUGAGUCCCACAAUGCCACCCCCCAAAAAAUUCACACUUCACACAUCAAUUUUUGUUUAAGGUUUUUGGCAUAAUUUUGGCCACAACUUUAUUCAAAAUACAAAAAAUGUGAGUGGUUGCUUAGGCAUUGGUUAUGACUAUCUGUCCUUGCCCUCAGGGACAGAGCUGGCCUUCCGGACACCAGCGGAAGCCAGCGUGGGAAACAAGUAUUGGGUGAGAAAAUGAAGCUGGGUAUCAGUCCCUCACUUCUCACCCUCAUGUUCCUGUGGGGCUUGCACGGCCCAAGUCCGAUUCCAGGGACAAGGACGAAAAGAAUGGCAAGCCCCUGGAUUCCUUUAACGGAAUUCCCUUUCCGCAUCAUUUGGAGGGAUAGGCACUUACCCCUCCAAGCACCAAUUUAACCAAUGCCUAACCGCCAACCUUACAAGUUGUGACGAUUUGCUACGCAGUAGGCAAAAACCAAAUGGCACCAGCCAAUCAGCCAGAUGGCAAAAUUCCUACCAGGCCCCCGCUCCAAGGCGGACGACCCCAUGACAGGCAUAGCAAGGUCAAGCGAUCAAGAAAAAACCACCCUAUUAAAGGGAGGGAGGGCGGGUGAUCCGGUGCAAAAUGGCCAAGAGGACGUCCAACGUCUGGCCCCUGUAUUUAAAGACUCUGACCCCUCCUCCAAAUUGGCAACAAUCAAAACUCCCCAGCAACCCAAUUUUAACCACUUAAAGGCUUGGGUUCCUCACAAAAUCUGCCCAGUAACGGCAGGGUGGCUUGUUCCCCAACCGCAACACGUGCUCUCUGUUAGGGAGAACACGCUUUGCGUGUUGAGUCCCACAAUGCCACCCCCCAAAAAAUUCACACUUCACACAUCAAUUUUUGUUUAAGGUUUUUGGCAUAAUUUUGGCCACAACUUUAUUCAAAAUACAAAAAAUGUGAGUGGUUGCUUAGGCAUUGGUUAUGACUAUCUGUCCUUGCCCUCAGGGACAGAGCUGGCCUUCCGGACACCAACGGAAGCCAGCGUGGGAAACAAGUAUUGGGUGAGAAAAUGAAGCUGGGUAUCAGUCCCUCACUUCUCACCCUCAUGUUCCUGUGGGGCUUGCACGGCCCAAGUCCGAUUCCAGGGACAAGGACGAAAAGAAUGGCAAGCCCCUGGAUUCCUUUAACGGAAUUCCCUUUCCGCAUCAUUUGGAGGGAUAGGCACUUACCCCUCCAAGCACCAAUUUAACCAAUGCCUAACCGCCAUGGAGCCCACAGCUCACCGCCAAACCACUCACAGACCCAACCAAGCCCUCAGCUUGGCCACCACUGCACCCAGCCAAGCCUCAUUCCCUGAGGCAGAAAGAUGCGCGCCAUCAGCUCUGAAAAAGGAUGCAGCCUGAAAAGAAUCUCAGGAUGGGAAAUCACAUCUCCACCCAGCUCAAAAAUCUUUUAGACACAGCAGAAUUGAUGCGCUUCCUGGCCCUUUCAGUGGCAGCUGGGCAACGACUACCCUUCCAAACACGUCGUUGCAAAAGCUUUGACCAAAAUAUUUUUGCUGUCGGCACCACUGCCCGCAGCUUCUCCAGGUCACCCAAAAUUGCAGCACGUAGUGAAAAAACAGUCCAUGGAAACCAGGUCGUUCUCACCCAGCUGCACCCCAACAGCAGUGGGCGGCCCUUCCAGCAGCACCUGCCUCCGAAUCAGCGGCAGGAAUUCUGGCUGGCGCAUUCCCCGUCUGGACAGCCAAAGCAACUGCACAUGUGGAGGAAGGCCGAGACCCGGUCCCAAACCGGACUGCCGUGCACUGAUGCUGUGCCCCACCAUCCAGAUGCGGACAGCUGCUAAACCUAAGAUAAAACAAGCAAAAAUUGUAAGACACCAAUAAUGUUAACGAACAUAACCUUUGAAUGCAUUCGAUUUCCAAUGACCUGUAUUUUAUUUCCACUGCCUUAUUAACACGCUUUCCGGCCUUCUCGGUGGUAGUUUGUCUAGGCAUUGGUUCCCGACUAGCUGCACCUGACCUCAGCAGGGCAGCACUGACGACUGGGCCCCACCAUAUCGUCAGUACCAGCAAACAUUGUGGGGGAGCAAUGAAUCCCAAGGCAAUCGCAUCCCGCCAGGUGUCGUUCCACAUAGGGGAAAGAUGCACCCCAUCUGCCCUAAAGAGAGCAACAGCCUUGAAGAAAAAUAGCAGGGUGCAAUAUUACAGAACCACCUAAAGCAAGGACCUAUUUUAUUUUAUUUGUUAUUUUAUUUUAUUUACUUUAUUUAUUUUAUUCUAUUGUCCACCGCCUUAUUAACAUGCUUUCUGGCCUGCUCGGUGGUAGUUUGUCUAGGCAUUGGUUCCUGACUGGCUGCACCUGACCUCAGCAGGGCAGCACUGACGACUGGGCCCCACCAUAUCGUCAGUACCAGUAAACAGCGUGGGGGAGCAAUGAACCAGGAUCAGACUCAAGCUCACCCCCAAAUGCUCCCAGGGACUCUUGCGUGCCCCUACCCCUCGAAAGGGGUCGACAAAAGCAUGGUGAAUCCUUGGAUUCCCUUAAUGGAAUAUCUUUGCGCAUUGGAGGGGACAGGUGCUCCAACUUCCCCUCCAGACCACCUUGAACCAAUGCCUUAAAUUAUUUUGAGUCCUGGGAGAGCUGCCAUCAACUCAAUCCAAGCCCUCUUGCAUGCAGGAAUGCAAACUUAUGCUGGAGGAAGACAGCAAACAUUCUCGCCCAGCUGUACCACCAGCACUGCGGGAGGACCUGCACAGGUCACACUCGACCGCACCAAAGGAAGGAUCUCCUCCCAAAGCAUUCCCAUCUGGACAUCCAGUAUAUGUUCACAUGGGCAGGAAGACUGAGAUGGCGCCCCAGUCCAAACUCGUCAACCUGCUUGCCAGCCUAGUGUACAAUGCUGUGGCCCAAAUGUGCACAGCUGCUCCUAUGAAAAAAGGAAAUAACAGACAGGCAUCAGCACAGACAUCAUUGUGACACUUCCUGAUAUAACCCUUGUCAGCGUCAGACUUCCAAUGACCCGUAUUCACAAUCCUGUCUACUGACAGGCCCCCAGUGUGCAGCCUUUGCAGCAGCACCCAAUCGUAAGGAAUGAGGCGUGUUCAGCGGUAAGCAAGCCGCAGGCCGUAAUAACUGGUGCACGACGUAAGCACAUUGAUGCCUGGCUAACGGGAACCCAUUUUCAUGCACUAGGAGCGGGCCAGCCCCCAGGGAAUGAAAAGCCAAAUAUUCUGUUAUCCAUAACCGGGCAAGGGCCCUCCUCACCUGUGGCGGGAAGCCUGAUUGUGGCACUCCUGCCCACUAAGUCUGUUUUAGAGUUCCCAACUCUAAUGACAAGCUCCAAAGGAUAAGGAAAAGUCCUGAAGCAAUAAGCCUCCAGACUCUCAGCCCCAUGCUGGCUCCAACAACCAUUUUCCCAAGCCUCAGUGCGAAAAUGCAAUGGACUACUGAAAGGAGUCUCGCCUUGAUCUUUAACCAGCAGACAAGUUUUAACUUGUUGCAGAUACUGCAUAAGUAAAAAUUGACCGGCUUCCUGCCCACUGUCCUAUGAGGUUGGAGCCUAUUCCAACCUUCCAAGGCCAUGCGCACUACAAACUUUAUACAAGGGUCUCUGAAAAAUAAAGCUUCAGUGUAACAGACAUUGCAGCGGACUGAAUUCUGAUAGUUAUAACGCACGCCCAAUCUGCAGCAGGUGGACCAAAUACUGCGGAUCUGCUCAGAGGAUGGGGGCCAGUUCAUCUGAAUGGCCGAGGACUGCCAGCUUAAGGCUAAGAAAUCCAUCCAGGCCUUCUCAUAAGAGCUAAAAGCAGAAGGGGAAAUGGAAGCUGCUGCUCUCUGUAAUUACUAAUUGUUGUCAAAAUGCCACAGGUGGUCUGGAAAAGUCUGGCAAUAGCUGAGUCUGGAGCCCAGGAUCUGAAGCACUUCAUCUGAAAAUGGGAUAGAGUGUCAGCGACAUCAUUAGAGGAUCCUGUAAUUUGGAGAGUAGAAAGCACAAUAUUAAACCUUAAGCGGCGCAGCUCGAAAGCAUGAACGGAGGGGCGGAGACUGUGCUAGAGCGUGAGGACUGUUUUGCUAAGACGCUCACCACUACCUGGUUAUCAGACCAAAAGCAGAUCCAAUGGUCACUGAACUCCUCGGGCCACAUGUGAACUGCUACUACAAUGGGGAAAACUCAAGAAAAGUUAUGUCACAUGAUUGCCUCACCACACCGGGCUUGAGGCCAUAGCUUUGCACACCAGCAUCCCUUGAAAUAAAAACCAAAGGGCAAAGAUCCAGCAGCACCAGCAUGAACCUGAAAAUCCCUGUGCGGGUUCAAGGUAUCCUGCCAUGGCGAACUCCAGAGAAGCGGACACGGAGCAAUGGAUCCAAACUACAAGAAAGAAGAUUCCACCUAAACAUUAGGAAGAACUUCCUGACAGUAAGAGCUGUUCGACAGUGGAAUUUGCUGCCAAGGAGUGUGGUGGAGUCUCCUUCUUUGGAGGUCUUUAAGCAGAGGCUUGACAACCAUAUGUCAGGAGUGCUCUGAUGGUGUUUCCUGCUUGGCAGGGGUUGGACUCGAUGGCCCUUGUGGUCUCUUCCAACUCUGUGAUUCUAUGAUUCUACUAUUGCAUACAUUCAGGAAUUGCUACCAUCGCCUGAUAUCUGCCUUCACCACACUUGGUAGGCGUACACAAAGGUAAGGGGACCUCAGGCCGCAGGCAGCCUGGCCUAGUGGGAAGAUUAAUUAAGAGACCCAGCAAGAUCGGAUCUGAUGAAGCAUCACUUGCUACAGAGGAAGUAUUACAAAAUAACUUCCUUCAAGGCAGACAGCUUCUCCAUAGGCAAGUGGUAUGUUUUAGCAACGAUAUCCAACUGGAUCCCUAAAUAAAAUGGGAAUAUGGGCAAAAGGUAUUGAGCUAUUGCUUGCCAGCUUCCAGCCCCCGCUUGGGCAGGGGGCAUCUUGUGCUGCCAUCAUGAUAUGUAAAUUUACAGGGCCGAGGCUGGCCAGAACCCUUAAAGAAGUCCCGACCGACAAAGCUGCCGCCGAGCCAGCUUCCUUUUCAGACACACACUCUGUGCAAUGCAAAAACACACUCCAUGCAGUGCACACACACUCCAUGCAAUGCAACUACACACUCCGUGCAAUGCAACUACACACUCCGUGCAAUGCAACUACACACUCCGUGCAAUGCACACACAAACCCUCUGUGCAAUGCAACUACACACUCCGUUCAAUGCAACUACACACUCCGUGCAAUGCACACACAAACCCUCCGUGCAAUGCAACUACACACUCCGUUCAAUGCAAAACACACUCCAUGCAAUGCAACUACACUCCAUGCAAUGCAACUACACCCUCCGUUCAAUGCACACACUCCGUGCAAUGCAAAAAAAAAACAAAAAAAAAAACAAACCACUCUGUGCAAUGCAACUACACCCUCCAUGCAAUGCAUACACACACACUCCGUGCAAUGCACACACACUCUGUGCAAUGCAACCACACCUUCCGUACAAUGCAACAACACACUCCGUGCAAUGCAACUACACCCUCCGUGCAAUGCACACACACCCUCCAUGCAAUGCACACACGCUCCAUGCAAUGCAACUGCAAAUCUCUCAUGCAAUGCAAUGCAUUUGCAGCCCGUGCAGCGCCGUGCCCUGCAACACACAAACUGCAAUGCGGGCACGCAAAGGUGCUUUCUCCCGCUUGCAUAUUGCAAACGUGGCGCCCGUUACAUCCCUCGCAGUGAGGUAACCACCGAAAGGACUUAAGUGUCCAGGUAGAGCAAUGGGGGGAGCAUGCAGCUGUCCCAUACAGGGACCAAUCCUGCAACCCAGGCAUUACCAGCACUAUGCGCUGACCCAGUGAAACCAAUGCUUCAUGGACCACAUGGGGACACUAUUCAGGCCGGAAACGCUUCCAGGCCAUUGAAUUCUAGGGCAAAGCCCUAGGAUCACCUGCUAGGCCAGGCAUAAAUGUUUCCAGUGAAAUAGCAGAGUUGAGGUAGCCCACAGCUUGUCCAGGUACCCCUGCUUGCCCUUUUAGAGGGAAGCACCCUUUCAAGAAACCCAAAGUUCUUUUAUCACAAAUGGGCCUAACUACCCAGCAACAGAAUAGCCCAAAAGGAGCAGUUUGUUUUGUUUUGUUAUAACAAUGGCUAAGAGGGGGAUAUGAACCCUGUCUCCCAGGUCCUAGUCCUACACUUUAGCCACUAAGCCACAAUGGCUCAUCUCUAAAAUGGCAGUCGCCACUAUCAGGGCAAAACAAACUUAAAGAAAAUAAACUUGUUCAGAAACAGCAUAGUUCAAGAGCAUAUACAGAGUGCUCAUAGUCCUUGGAGGCACAGGGAGCCUCUGGGGCCCUCUGUCUGCCUCAGAUAUACAUUAGCAGCAACUGGGCCUGCAAGCAGAUACAUUCCUAUAGCGAGAAUGAGUCACGUGUCAGAGACUUAACAAUUAACUGCUACCUGUAGCAGACUUAGGCUUGGAAGUUAUGUGCAGGCCGAAUAGGCCUCCCUGCUUCUGCUCUUGAGAAUCUUAGUCUCAUAGCAAUAUUAAAGGAACUCAAAUUAGUGCUCCCACCCAAGGCUAGCUUAAAAUUUGGCCAACAGCACUGCACACACUCAAAAUAAAGCCAACCUUCGGGGAUACUAUAAACGAAAGUGAUUCCAGCUAAGCUGGGAACAGCCCUGAUUAGCCCCACAAUUUCAACAAGAGAAAUGGGGCAAACCUUUUUGCGAAAGAAAGCCCCUAACGGGGGCUCUCUCCGUAUUGGGAAAGGCAAGCCACAGUUACAGGGAGAAUCUUCCCACAGGGCAGGGUAAGGGGUGGGGUGGGAAAUCGAACAGGAAAAGGGGGGAAUUAAAUUAUUUAAGGGACUAGAGAGGAUUAAAAAGAAAGGGGAAAUAAAGAAAUAAAGAAAUGUAACCAGACAAUGAGAAGAUUGUCCAAGCGCUCCAUGUGAUCCGGUGCAAAAUGGCCAAGAGGACGUCCAACGUCUGGCCCCUGUAUUUAAAGACUCUGACCCCUCCUCCAAAUUGGCAACAAUCAAAACUCCCCAGCAACCCAAUUUUAACCACUUAAAGGCUUGGGUUCCUCACAAAAUCUGCCCAGUAACGGCAGGGUGGCUUGUUCCCCCAACCGCAACACGUGCUCUCUGUUAGGGAGAACACGCUUUGUUAAGAGAUGCUGCAGGGCCUUGUGAAAACACAAGCCAGCUUCUCUCUCUCUCUCUCUCUCUCUCUCUGUGUGUGUGUGUGUGUGUGAGAGAGAGAGAGAAUCCCACAAAAAUCUUGUGUCAAUUGCAGAAAAUGAAAACCGGUAUGAAGGCUCCUGGAAGGACGGGAAGAGACACGGUCCAGGAAAGUUCAUCUACUUGGACACGGGGCAACUUUAUGAAGGCUACUGGGUGGCAGACAUUCCCCGUUGUGGAACCAUGAUUGAUUUUGGCCGCGACGAAGCCCCUGCACCAACUCAGUAUCCCAUCCCAAAGGUAAUCUCUAGGUUACAGGCUCCCCGCAGGCCCAAAGGCCAGAACGUGCGUAAGGGUAGGUUCCACUGUCUCUUCCUGCAAGCAGAGAGGGAAGAGCAAUUUUAGUCUGUGCUCCAGCUGCCCCAAGACUUGCCCACCUCAGCUUCUUUGGCCUCUUAAGCAUGGAGAGUGCAAAUAGCUGGAUGUGGGGAAGCUUUUCUGGUGAAGGGCAGUGGACCCACAGGAAAAGUCAGCUGAUGGUGGGAGCCAAAAGUAGGCUGGGUCAGAAGCAAAGUAGAUGGGAGUCUGCAGCCAGGUAGGGCAGGAUGACCCAAAGGAAGCAGAGAAGCAGCUUUUUCUAAACAAACUAAUUGUCUUUUCCAGUCUAUUUAAUUUUUUAAAAAACAAACAAAGAUCAGAAUCUGAUGCUUAUUCGUGUUAUAAUCUUAUGUAAAUCACUUUCUGAGACAGUAUAUAAGUGCUGUAAAUGAAUGAAGGAAUGAAGUGGGGAAAAACCCAUCCAUUCGUUUCUAUGGCAACAGAACUCACUUUUUAAAGAUGCGAAUGGGGGAUACUUACCUGUGAGCACCUAAGGCCACUACCUUAACAAAAGAACUGGGCUGUCCAGUGCAGCAAGCGUCCUCCUAUAGAUUCUAGCCUCCCACAGGCAUGGAAGGGACCCACGGGAGUCAUCCUGACCCCCCCAAAAACCUGUAACAAUCUAUAUGUGUGUGUGUGAAAGACAGGGAGAGUGUGCUGUAACUCUGUGUGGUGCAUGUGUUUGUAUUAGUAACAAUGGGGUGAGGUGGGGGAAUAGAGGGGUGUGCAUUUUUUUCUCCUUUUGCCAGGUGUGUGUGUUUUAUUGCUAUUUUGCCACACCCGCUUUUGCUCUGCAAACCAUUGCCAUGCAGCUCCCAGAAGGUGGCCAGUUUUCAGUCUGGCCUUGUGGCUGAAACUGAUUCCCCAUCCCUGGAAUGGGGCUUAAAAGGCUAUGUGGGGAGCUGGAAGGUUGCCAGUUUAAGUAUUGACUAGGAGGACUUGCAGUGCUUCCAUAGGCUAGCCCCUCUUUCUUCCCCUGGCAUUUCCCACCCUCAUUCUGUUCGAAGAGCAGUAAGAGGACUGUCCUGUAUUUGGAGUUAUCCUCUGUUUGAAGGGUUGCUCAGUCUGAGUCCAGUUUAAAGGCAGAAAGUACUAUGGAGCCCCAGGGUCCCAUCAGCAGAGAGCAGACUGGUCCGCCUCUCCCAGCCACAGCCUUCCCCACUAUGCAGAAAGGCAUUGCAAUUUCUAUUUAGAGUGCAGUAAUUAUUUUAUUACUGUGGCCUAAUUAUUUUAUUUUAUUUUAUUUUAUUUUAUUAUUUCAGUAGUAAUUAUUUUUUUACUGUGGUCUAAACCACAGAGCCUAGGGCUUGCUGAUCAGAAGGUCGGCGGUUCAAAUCCCCACGACGGGCUGAGCUCCUGUUGCUUGGUCCCAGCUCCUGCCAACGUAGCAGUUCGAAAGCACGUCAAAGUGCAAGUAGAUAAAUAGGUACCGCUCCGGCGGGAAGGUAAACAGCGUUUCCAUGCGCUGCUCUGGUUCUCCAGAAGCAGCUUAGUCAUGCUGGCCACAUGACCCGGAAGCUGUACGCCGGCUCCCUCGGCCUACAGAGUGAGAUGAGCGCCACAACCCCAGAGUCGUCCAUGACUGGACUUAACGGUCAGGGGUCCCUUUACCUAAUUAUUUCUAAGUUGGCAUCUGUAUAUUUAAAUUAGCAUAUGAAAGUUUUAUGCAAAUCUGUCUCCCUUUUUGAUUGUUUUUUGGCAAUGUAUUAAAUUGCAAAAAAAAACACCAUGUUUUUUUCAGGUUGAACUAGCGGACCCAGAGGGUGUGUUGGAAAAUGCUAUUGUGUUGCUAGAAAAUGCUGAAGAAGCGAAUUCUCAGCCUCAGAAGGAACGAUGACGGCUGACAAUCCUGCCCUCCAAAGCUGGGGUUCCUUCCCGUUGAAGGCUGAGCAGCAAUGUACAAAGAGUUCUUUCCCAAGAGAUUCCCAAGUAUUCCCAUUGCGAUCCCUUCUCUGUUCCUGGUUAUGCAAGAGCCCCUUUGCUCGCUAGUUUAGCAGCUGCAGCAACACAGAGGGAAGAGGGACAUGGUAGAGACCUUGUGAGUUCAAAAAUACAAGAUACCGCACAUUUCUUUGCAAGUUGCUUACUCUGGGUUCUUGAAGCAGCGAGUUGCCCUUUGCACUUCCCAGAGCCGGUCCUGAUGUUAGUGGCACACACCUCAGAUGGCAGGUGCUGAGUGGAGAAGAGGGGCUUGAAUAUCUCCAAGGAAGGAGGGUCUGUAAUUCCUUCCUGAGUGAAGCUCUGGCACAAACUGGGGAUACAAAGCAAAGGGAAGAUUUGGGGUGAUGACUGCAAUUCUCUCCUCUUCCUGAAUUCAGAAAAGCUUCUGUCUUAUUUUGAACCACCUUUUUGUACCAUCAAGGAGAGAGGCUUUGAAACUGGGGAUAAAUAUGAUUGACACUGUAGCCUGUAACCCACCACAGCAGGGGGGUGGGGGUGGCAAAGAGAGUGACAGCCACAAAAGGCACAAAUUGUGUUGUCAAGGAGAGAUGUCUAAAAGAGUCCCUGAUAGAUUCUCUCCAUCAUGAUCGCUUCUUAUUUCAAGACUCUCUAAAAUACACAUUUUGAACCAAAGCUAUUCAUAGUAUCACGUUCUCCCUUCUCCAAUUAAGGAAACCUUCACAGAAAAGGAAGAAGGAAAAAGAGAGAGAAAUCUUCGGAAGCCAAUGGUGUAUCUUCAUUAGAAGCAAAUGAACUUGCUUAAUUUGCUAGUGUGCGGGUUGACACCAAUCAACAGAUACAGCUGUAGGCUCCAUCAGAAUGGUUCUGGCACCAGCAAGACAGCUUCUUAUUGCUGUUAGCAUAAUGUUAGCAAGAGAAUUUCCCCCCAACUUGGUCCCCCCCCCAAUAUGUUUUGGACUACAGCUCCCCUCAGCCCAACAUCAGGAGGGGCACAGACUCUUCCCCCUUGGUCAACAACCUGCCCACUGCUAACUUAAAAUGGAGUCAUAAUACACACACCUGUCUUUUUGUGUGAGGAUGUUGCUAUUUUUAAAACGUUUUAUCGUUUUCAAUUUUACAAAAUUUGAACAUUGACAUUUACCAAAUCACAAACCAUACAUCUAACAUCAACUUCCCUCCCACCCCCCUUCCAUAGUUUGUUUUAAUUACCUUUUACUGCUGCAUAUUGGGGUUAUUCCAUAUCCCCCCCCCGUUUUAUCUCAAUCUCCUUUAUACUGCUGAAUUUAAUCUUGCUAACAUCCUGAUUUGUUUACAAUAGUUUUUUCAAAUAUUCUACAAUUUCCCCCCCAAUCUUCCUUAAAAGAUUUUUCUUCCUGGUCUCUUAUUCUACUAGUUAAACUAGCCAUUGCUGCAAAUUAUUCUGAAGGGGGACACAUAACUCUAUACCCUCAAGCAUCUCUCUGAUGAAAACAGGAACAUCCUAAGGAAAAACGGGACAUUCCAGGAUCAAAUCAGAAACUGGGGUGGCUUCUAUAAAUCCAGGACUGGCCCUGGAAAAUAGGGACACUUGGAGGGUCUGCAAAUAUAACUCCUUAUUUAGACUGUAAUCUCCUCAGGGCAGAGACCUGCCACACUUUCCUCCCCUUUUGGCUGAUGUAAACUAACACUAGCUUGGUUCAUACAGAAAAACAAGCCAUGAUCUAGUGUUACAAGAAUGAGCUUUCAAGGGGAUGGUGGGCUUCUUUCUCCCCUCCACUCCUGGACCCCAAACCUGCCACACCUGGUUUGAGGCAAGUCAUAUGCUUGUCAAAACUGGGAAACUGGUUUGUGAUCCUGAGAAACCAGGAACAAAAUUUAGAAUGAAUCCCUGGCCUGCCAUGAUGUCUGAAUCAGACUGUUCAGCCUUGGGUUUUUAUCCCAGUUUAAAGCACCCUGCACAGGG
Molecule: messenger RNA, 23549 nt
Organism: Podarcis lilfordi (Lilford's wall lizard)
Lineage: Eukaryota; Metazoa; Chordata; Lepidosauria; Squamata; Lacertidae
Source: the annotation of a GenBank genome assembly